Messenger RNA from Fraxinus pennsylvanica, 495 nucleotides. Lineage: Eukaryota; Viridiplantae; Streptophyta; Magnoliopsida; Lamiales; Oleaceae. The record is from the annotation of a GenBank genome assembly.
AUGAUAAGUUUAGGCUCAAAUUUUCAAUAUGGCAGUUUAAGUUCGAUCCCUCUAGCAUACCCUCCAAUGCAACAACCCUUUGAUCAUGAUACACAGCCUUUACUCACUCUACAAUGCCAAGAUCUUUCCCCCUACAAUGCCAUUAUGCAAAUCAAGAUUCACAUUAUCAGAAUUACAUUCAAACACAGCUUUAAUUACUCCAGAAAUCAAGUUCUUACAACACUCAGUUUUACAACAAUUCCAGUUUUGCUGCAUGGAUUAAUGAAUAUGGGGUCUUGUUAUUCUGUGUUGGAUAGUAAUUGCAGUUCUACUACAAGUUACAAUGGAGUGUACCUCGGUAUGGCCUCGAAAUCGACCCCAGACAAUGGAGAAGGAUCAGCCGAAGAACUGGGACUGAUGAAAGUGGAUUAUGAUAUGCCUUCUGCAAAUUAUGCUGGAUGGUCUAGAGACUCAGUGCAGGGAUCAAAUCCUGGUGUUUUUACAGUGUGGAUCUGA